AAUAGAUUCCAUACUCGAAUGGCGAUUAAUAUUGCACACAGACAGAUUUAUUAAACACUGGGACCAGACUGCCAUUCAAUAUGAUAAACAUUUUUUAACCUAGUGAAAUGAACAGAGUGAAAUAAACAGUUUUGUAGUUUAGGCCUCGUAUUCAAAGGUUGGAAAUUCAGAUCUUGCAAACAAUUCUAAAUACGACCAUAUACCACUUCCGUAAUGGCGACACGAGUGACCUCCCCUGAUUCUUCGUCCAGCGCAGGCGAUAUACCCAUUGUGUCUGGUCUCAGCAAGCCAUCUGCCCACCCCGAGGAGUGGACUCUUCCACACGAGUGGAACAUCGAAAAAAGGGAGAUGUAUGAUAAUUGGAAGAUGGACGUCCAGAACCAGAUAUCCAACAUAGCUGAGAUGCUGACGUCGUCCCUUCAGAAGCAUCCCCGACCGGAAGUAUCAACGAUCGACUACAGCGACGCCAUAGAAGAGAACGACCUUCGCAAACAGGUCAUAGGAAAGGAACGAGAAUCCGGGAAUACGCUCACUUACGGACUUGCAAGAGUUCCCUUCCCUGAUAAAUAUUGAAUAUAAUUUUACAUAUUGCAUGCACAGUUUCAUUCAUUGAUGUUUUAUCAUUUGUUUGUUUAAUUCAUCGAUCACACCAAAGGAAAUACACUUCUAAAUUUUCUGAUUACAAUUUCUCCCAUAUAGGUUUGGACCUUUGUAGGGAUUCUUCAUCGUCGGCAACCACGGUACCUUCUUCCGUUACUCUUCAUACAUAGCGUAAUGUAUAACGGGGGUAUCCGACGAUGGGAUUCUUAAAAGAAGGCCUCAAUUAGAUAAAAACAAACUUUGCAGAAUGGUUUAACAGCACUCUGUGAGCUCUAGGUUAUAGCUAUGACUUAUGACAACGCCAUUGUUUUGUUUGCAAGUACUUGCAGAGUGUUAUUGUUCGCUGAUGUGUUGAUGUGCAUUGUUUUCUGUGGUUGUUAUUUAUUUUUGUUUGCCAUUCUUUUGAAUAGUGCAAUGAACGUCCAGUAUUAUAGAUGUGCGCACAUAAACUGCCCAGACAUUAGUAAGCUAAUAAACGAAAGAAAACAAA
Messenger RNA from Mya arenaria, 1090 nucleotides. RefSeq lists its product as uncharacterized. Lineage: Eukaryota; Metazoa; Mollusca; Bivalvia; Myida; Myidae. The record is from RefSeq and is a predicted model, not a curated record. The coding region runs from base 214 to 573 and encodes 119 amino acids. The transcript is spliced from 4 exons.